This is a messenger RNA of Ziziphus jujuba (common jujube), 2184 nucleotides long. RefSeq names its product aspartic proteinase. NCBI's taxonomy places the organism in Eukaryota, Viridiplantae, Streptophyta, Magnoliopsida, Rosales, Rhamnaceae. The record is from RefSeq and is a predicted model, not a curated record. The transcript is spliced from 14 exons. Bases 341 to 1924 code for a protein of 527 amino acids. Gene Ontology annotation, molecular function: aspartic-type endopeptidase activity. Gene Ontology annotation, biological process: lipid metabolic process; proteolysis.
UGUCAAUCUGUAACCUUUUAUCCGUGUACUCCCCAGAGGAAGUUACAUGGUGGUUUCCUGACUCGACCAUCUGACUUUUUUAUAUCUCUAUCUACUGUGUAACUGCAGCUUAGUUCGAUAACAACGCCCCCAUUUCCCAAAUGAAAGUAAAACAGAGUUGCAAAGCAAUAGUAAUUACUUGAGAGAACGAAUAUAAUAGCAUACUCAGCCCCUCGUGAUCUCAUAAAAAACUUUUUAAGAGUGGCAAACUGAUCCCACACAAUUCACCACGUAAAAGCCAUGUCACUCCCUCCUACGGUAUCUGUGGACUUCCUCUGCCUCCUAUGUUCUUUGCGUCUCCAUGUUAUUGCCUAAAAAGUUAUUUCAGAGAGAGAACUUAAUAACCAUGGAGAUUAAGUUUCUGCUGCUGCUUGCAAUCUUUAUAUGGGCAUGGUCAAGCUCUUUGUCUUUUACAACAUCCUGUGAUGAUGGGUUACUAAGAAUUGGUCUAAAGAAGCGACCAUUAGACCUUAAGAGAAUAAAUGCUGCAAGCAUCGCCAGGGGGGAAGUUUCUGAUCCUCCACCACAAGGUCUAAGAGAUGAAAAUAUUAAUUUGUAUACUACGCACGCUGAAAUUGUAUAUUUAAAGAAUUACCUUGAUACCCAGUACUUUGGAGAGAUUGGCAUUGGCUCGCCCCCACAAACCUUGACUGUUGUCUUUGAUACUGGAAGCUCCAAUCUUUGGGUCCCAUCAUCAAAAUGCAUUUUUUCUCUUUCUUGCUAUUUCCACUCCAAGUACAGGUCUAAACUAUCCCGUACAUACACUAAGAUAGGACUACCUUGCAAAAUUCCUUAUGGUUCUGGACAUAUUUCCGGCUUCUUCAGCCUUGAUAAUGUCAAAAUUGGGGACGUUGUCAUCAAAGACCAAGAAUUUGUUGAGAUUACAAGGCAAGGAUUUUUGACAUUCUUAGCUACGAAGUUUGAUGGGAUUCUUGGACUUGGAUUUCAGGAUAUUGCUAUUGGCCAAGCCACGCCAGUAUGGUAUAAUAUGGUGGAGCAAGGUCAUAUGGCCCAGCAAAUUAUCUCUUUCUGGCUGAACCGGGACCCAAAGGCAAAGGUGGGGGGUGAAAUUGUGUUUGGAGGUAUUGACUGGAGGCACUUUAGGGGAGACCACACGUACCUCCCGAUCACUCGAUCGGGUUACUGGCAGAUUGAAGUGGGAGAUAUUAGUAUUGAAGAUAUUUCUACAGGCUUGUGUGAGACUGGUUGUGCUGCCAUCGUGGACUCAGGAACAUCCUUUCUUGCCGGUCCAACUGCUAUUGUGGCUCAAAUCAACCAUGCCAUUGGAGCAGAAGGAUUUGUAAGCUUGGAAUGUAAAAAUGUUGUUUCAAACUAUGGAAAUAUGAUAUGGGAUUAUUUAAUAUCAGGGGUACGGCCUGAAGUAGUCUGUGUAGAUCUUGGACUCUGUUUGAUUAAUGGAUCUCAUCAUGUGAGUAAUCAUAUUGAAACAGUGGUUCAAAAUGAAACUCGGAAGGGGUCGCCAGUUGGUGAAAGUCCUUUGUGUACUUUCUGUGAGAUGCUUGUCCUCUGGUUUCAAGUACAGCUUAAACAACAAAAAGCAAGGGAUAAAGUAUUCAAAUUCGCAGAUGAGGUGUGUGAGAGGCUCCCAAAUCCCUUUGGAAAAUCGUUUAUCAACUGUGAUAGGAUUGCGGCCUUGCCGAAUGUCACGUUCAUGUUAGGGAACAAAUCCUUCCCCCUAUCUCCAGAUCAGUAUAUACUUAGAAUCGAAGAAGGCUGUUCCACUGUCUGCCUCAGUGGGUUUGUUGCUUUGGAUGUACCUCCUCCACAAGGUCCUCUUUGGGUUCUUGGAGAUUUGUUCUUGGGAGCAUAUCACACAGUGUUUGAUUAUGGCAAUCUCAGGGUAGGAUUUGCAAAUGCUGCAUAGUAAUCCUUUUAGAUCUCCACGUUGUUUUUUGUCUGUAAAUCGUUCAGGUUAAUAGAAACUAGAAAGCCAAUAUUCCAGUGGGGUGUAAAAAUAUGAUAGUGGGCUAAAUGUUUUAUUAGGUCCUUUUCACCUAACAGUAUACACAGGGCCUUGUGUAGAAAUAAAUGUGGGUAUGAAUAAGAUGUGUUAGAGCAUUUUGUAGAAGUAUUUUGAUAUAUGAAUAAUAAGGCAAGCAAAUUUGCUUGCAAACAACUUUUAUA